This is a messenger RNA of Drosophila serrata, 879 nucleotides long. Its product is annotated as 3-hydroxyisobutyrate dehydrogenase, mitochondrial-like. The record is from RefSeq and is a predicted model, not a curated record. NCBI's taxonomy places the organism in Eukaryota, Metazoa, Arthropoda, Insecta, Diptera, Drosophilidae. Gene Ontology annotation, biological process: L-valine catabolic process. Gene Ontology annotation, molecular function: 3-hydroxyisobutyrate dehydrogenase activity; NAD binding; NADP binding. Gene Ontology annotation, cellular component: mitochondrion.
AUGUCUCAAAUUGGCUUCAUUGGCCUUGGCAAUAUGGGAAAUCCUAUGGCCAGGAAUCUGCUCAAAUCGGGUCAUGAGCUUCAUGUCUUUGAUAUAUCCAAAAAAGCCUGCAAUGAUUUGGAGAGCAAAGGAGCCGCAGUUCACCCCGGAGUCACCGAAGUGACCCAGAAAUCCAACUACGUGAUCACUAUGUUGCCAAACAAUAACAUUGUAGAAGCUACCUAUAAAGAAAUACUUUUUCAAGGCUUAAAAAAGGAUACCACGUUCAUAGAUUGCUCCACAAUCUCACCAAAGUUGGUCAAGUCACUGCUGAAGAGAAUCAGUUCCCAAGGAGGUCGCUUCCUGGAUGCACCCGUAUCCGGCGGAGUUCCUGGAGCUCAGGAGGCCAGCCUCACAUUUAUGGUGGGAGGAGCUGAGGAGGACUUCAAGGCAGUCACGGGAAUCCUGGAGUGCAUGGGACAACGCAUUGUCCACUGUGGAGCCCAGGGAAUGGGUCAGGCAGCCAAGCUCUGCAACAAUAUGAUGCUGGCCAUCUCCAUGAUCGGCACUUCGGAGGCCAUGAACCUGGCCGUGUCCCAGGGUCUAGAUGCCAAGAUCUUCGCUGGGAUACUCAACUCUUCCACGGGGCGUUGCUGGGCUUCCGAGUUCUACAAUCCAGUUCCAGGGAUAUCGGCCUCAACUCUGGUUAACAAAGUUCCCAUUUCGUUGAUCAACAAAGACCUAGACUUGGCCUUGGAUGCGGCCAAGGCCUCGAACUCCCACAUUCCCAUGGGUGAACUGACCCACAAGAUCUACAGUUCCCUAAUUGCCCAGAACCUAGGUCACAGGGACUUCUCCGAUAUUUAUCAAUUAAUGCAGCAGAACAAAUUCACUUUUUAG